GUCGACUUCGGUGAUAUUUUCAUUCCAUUGGAUUUAGACGUACCAAAGCCUCGAGUUUUGCCUGAAUUUUCAAGACUGGCCCAUGGUCUUCGUAGCGGUAAUAUCAGCAUCCUUGAUAGCAAAACCAUCUACAUUCCCAAUUUGCAUUAUGACGGUGCUGGUCCAGAUGCCUAUUUUUGGGUUGGAAAUGGCUCCGAGCCACAUAUUUUGGGCGUUAAAGUACCCAACGAAGUAGGAAGUUUGGAACCUUUAAGAGGAUAUCAAGGGGAAGACAUAGAGAUUGUUCUCCCAGAUAAUUUGACCGCCCAUGAUAUCGACUGGUUAGCUGUAUGGUGUGUCCAAUACAAGCAAAACUUUGGACAUGUUCUAAUACCAAAGGAUCUCGACAUACCUCCUGCUCUUGGCCAAACGAAAAUCACGCCGCACUGGUGGUACAAACCGACGAGCAGUACGUCCGAACCGGCUACGUCCAAACAAGGAUUAAGCAAUUGCAAGGAGUUGCUCGAAGGACGUGUACAGGUGCAAUGGGAGUUGAUUGGUGACGACGUGCAGAUUCAAGUUUCAGGUCGUAUCAAGGAGGACCAAUAUGUAGCGUUCGGUCUAUCCGGUGAACAGGAUAAGCCUGAAAUGCUCGGUGGCGAUGUCGUUGUUGUAGCUUACAACAAGAAGACAGGGAAAUUUAUUGCCGAGGAUUAUUACAUGUCCGAUAUUUCUCAAUGCGAUGGGAAAAAGGGUGUAUGUCCUGACGAAAGAGUUGGUGGUAAAAACGAUGCUAUCUUUUUGCACGGUGAAAGAAGGAACGGCAUAACAACAGUAACUUAUAUGCGACCCUUACGCACGAACGAACCUGAAAAAGACAGAAUGAUUCCUGAAUCCGAGACCAGCGUAAUUGCUGCUAUUGGUCCUCUCAAUUCAAGGGGAGAAGCCAAUGCUCAUCAAGCUUUCGACGUGACUACCGAGGAUAUACGUAUCGACUUUACGUCGAAAAAUGUCCACGAGUGUACUAAUUCCCUAUACAACAUCCCCGACAUGUCUGACAUUGAACCCUGGCCACAAGCCGUGAUCGACAAUGAAGAUACCUUCAGUGCUAGGAUUGGACCAACCGGUGGAAUGAGAGGAUAUUCGCGUAUAACGGGUCAACCUUCGUGGGGUAUCGCGUGGUAUAUCAAUGAUCUAUUAAUACCAAAGAUCACUGUUGAAAGAGGAAAAGCCUACACAUUUAUCGUAGAAGGUGGUAAUGAUCCUACUAAUCCGGCCAGAUAUCAUCCAUUUUACAUAACCGACAGUCCUGAAGGUGGUUUUGGACAAAAAACUGAACCUCAACAAAGACAACAAAAAGUGUUUGCUGGUGUUGCAUAUGAUAAUGAUGGAUAUCCUUAUCCAACUGCAGCUGGUCGUUAUUGUGAAUGGGUUCAUAAGACGAUAGACAAAAGUAAAGAAUCGGAAACGUUCAAAAUCUUUUUCCAAACAUUAAGACUGGAAUGUGAUGAGGGUGAUCCUGCUAAACUCGAAUGGAUCGUACCAGCAGAUGCACCAGAUCUAUUAUAUUAUCAGUGUUACACGCACAACAAUCUCGGUUGGAAGAUAAACGUAAUCAACCCCGGUGAUAGACCUCAAAUAAAUGGAAGUGGCUUGAAGAAACAUGCUUCGAUAUCGACAAUAAUAAUCGCCUUUAUCGUCGCCGUCGCAUUUGCGUUCUUAAGAUGAAUCAAAAACGAAUCAAUUCGCCGUUCCUUAUAUAUUUUCUUUAAGGCGUUAUUGCUCUCGUGGUAAUAAGAAUAAUAAUAAGAGAAAGAAAAAGAAAAAUAUAGGAAAAAUUCAUCGGAAUUAAUAAUGAAUAAUAACAAUAAAGCAAAUAAAAAGAGAGAUAGAGAGAGAGAGAGAAAAGAAGCACGAGAGAAAAAUUGUAAAACAAAUAAACAAACAAACAAGCAAACAAAACAAAAAAAGAAACACGAUACAAGGUUGUAAGAAAGUAUUUAGCAUGUAAGAGAUUUCAUUGUAUACAAAACAGAUUAGAGAAGUAUUUUUAAGACCUAUCAGAUUCAAUAUUUCGUAUUAUACGAUAUACAUACAUAUGUGUAUAUAUACAUAUAUACAUACAUAUAUAUAUAUAUAUAUAUAUAUAUAUAUAUAUACAUUCAAGACAAUAUCAACAUAUAUAUAUAUAUAUAUAUACAUAUAAAAAUAUAAAGAAACGAAGAUGAAAGAGGAAGAAAAUUCUGACAAUAAGAUCGAUCCUGAGAAUAUUAGAAAAUAUUGACAAUAAUAAAUAAAUGACGCGACGGACAAUAAUACAGUCGUUGAUAAUAUCUGGACAAUAAUAAUAACGAAAGAAAACAUUCCUUUCGUAUGGAAGUAUCGUUGAUGGCUCUUUAACAGAAAAAAAAUAUAUAUACAUACAUACGUACAUAUACAUACACACAAUCAAACAUAUAUACACACACGAUACUUCAAAUAAUGCAUACAUGAGUAUCCAUCAUGUAUGACUGACCGAUAUUACGUAUUGAUAUACAUAAAUACUAUAUACAUAAAUAAUAACUGAUCAUAUAGAGAUAAACGCGAUCGGGUUGUUAACUGGAGUGAUCGGUCAUAUAUAAAUAAAUAAAUAAAUAAAUAAAUAAAUACGUAUAUACAUACAUGCAUACAUACUUACCAUACAAACAUACAUAAACACACACACACACACAAACACAUAUCUCUGUACAAUGUAAAUUUUGCACAAAGCUAUAUAGUUGGAUUUAACGUAAAUAUACAUCAUUAUCAUUAUCAUCGAUUUAACUCGUAGUAGCGUUUAAGAAAUAUACAUUUAUAAAUGCUGUCGACUUGACAAUAAUUCGUAGGAUAGCCAAUCGAGACGAGAUCGGAUUUAAAUAAGAAAUGAAGGUGGAUGAGAAUUGCACAAGAAAAUAAUGAAAAUAAUGAACUUUAAAAUAAGGAACUAUUUUUACUUUUUUAUUACAUAUUUUUUUUUUUUAUUUUUCUCUUUUAAUUUCUAUUUUCUUCGCGGGAGGGCAGGUGGGAGGGGAAACGCGGGAGCUGGGGUAAGUCUAAUUAAAAAACUUAACUCCCACUUAACGUAUAAUAUACUAUAACGUAUAGACAGGAUAUAAUAUAAAUAUAUACAUAUAUAUACAUACAUAUAUAUAUAUAUAUAUAUAUAUAUAUAUAUAUAUAUGUAUAUAGACAUAAAAAAAAACUAUGGAGCGGACCUUCCUACAACGGAAUGAAAGUAUAAAAUGUGCCUUGGGUGCAGAUAAUAAUAACAAAAAGAGAAAAACAAAAAACAAAAAAAAAAAUAACAAACAAUGAAAGAAACAGAAAGCAAGAAGAAAGAAAGAAAAAAAAAUUUAUGCUUAUUCAUUUGAAUUAGGAUUCACUCGGACAGGAGAUACCCUGCAGUACUUAGGAACUGGUUUCUUGUGUACGUGAGAAAAGCAAGAGCACGCGUUUAAAUUAUACCGUCUUUCUAUUAUAAUAUAUUAUAAAAAAAAAAAAAAAAAGUGGUUUACCUGCGGUGAGGUCAAUAAAUAUAUAAAUAAAUAAAGAAAGAAAGAAAGAAAGAAAAGAAGAAAGAAAGGAAGAAAUGAAAAAAUUACAAAAAUGCGCACAACGAGUAUGUAUUAAACCAUUUAAUGAUGAAGCCACGCCGAGCUCGUACGAUCAAAUCGUACAAUAUUGCCGGCUACCGAAGAAAAUCUAUCUUUUUCUUCAGAUGAACGAAAAAAAAAAACAAAACAAAAAAAAAUAAGCAAAGAAUAAAUAAAUAAAUAAAUAAAUAAAUAAAUAAAUAAAUAAAUAAAUAAAUAAAUAGAUGAAAGUACGAAAGCUUUUUUUGUCUAAAGUAUGUUCGUGCGUUAAGCGUAUGUACAUACAUUAGAAAGAAAAAAAAAAAAAAAUAGAGGAUAUUACCA
Vespa mandarinia (Asian giant hornet) is the source of this 3914-nucleotide messenger RNA. RefSeq names its product protein Skeletor. The record is from RefSeq and is a predicted model, not a curated record. NCBI's taxonomy places the organism in Eukaryota, Metazoa, Arthropoda, Insecta, Hymenoptera, Vespidae.